CAAAUUUGACGACAAAAAAAACUACAUAGGACUUCUCAUUAUAAAAAUAAAACUAUAUAGGGCUUCUCUGGAUCAAACUAAUUACAUCAGGUCGUUUGCAAUUGUUCAUGGUUUUAAAACUUUUAAUUAACACUCUGAUGUGCAAUAUAAUAUGUAUAAUUGCAUGAUAUAGAAAACUUCUUUUGCCGACAUAUAGUUGAUAUCUACCAACAAAAAAAAAAUUAAAUUAUAAUCCUAAGAUGACAUAGUUGAUAUCACAAUAAAAAAUCAUGAAAUAGUUAAUUUUUUUAUAUCUAUGUAUCUAGAUAGGAUAAAUAUAAGAUAAACUAAAAAAUAAUAAUUUGUAUAAAAAAUAAUAAAGUUUUAGUCACAUGCCGAUGAUUUCAAUUAAUUUGUAUUAUCAUAUAUUUUUUGAUAUCAAACGAGUAUUCUAUUAUUCAAAUUUAAAGUGUAUGGAAAACAAACUAGAAUAGAAUAAUCAACAUAAUAAAAUUCUCUAUGGAAUGAUUGAGCAGUUAUAACUAAAAAUUAGAAAUCGUAUUUUUCAACCGUGGAACAUAUAAAAUCUUGAAUGCUUAAAAUUAUUUUUGAAGGAUCAUUAUUUUUCAGCUCUGUUGAAAAAUUUAGCCAUGUAUGAAGUUUUUUAAUCAUUGUGAUCACGUUUUUGUGAUCUAUAUCCCAAAAUUCUAGAAAGUCGAAUAUUGCACCAUAUUCUCCAUCGUCAAAAUAAGUGAUUUUAAUUCUGAUUACAAAGUUGGUUUUCAGCGUCAAAAGUUCCUUGUCCUCGAUAGUUAGUUUCCUCCAGAGAUGUAUUUUCAUACCCAACCGUUUGAGUCCAUCAUGCAUCUACGAAACUAAUGUUCUCCAGACAUAGAUUGGGAAUCAGUGUUACUUGAUGGAUAUGAUGUUGCACGGACAAUUACAUUCGAUGAGAAUCAUGCUUGACAUUUUCUUCCGCGUGUCUGAUUAGAUCUUAAGAAUCACCGUUUAUCUUUCUAGAGAUAAUAGUUUAUUGUGUACUUGCCACUUGUAUUCACAUGCCAUUAUAUAUUGACAUUUGAGGAUCGUUAGGAUAACAUUUUUUAACAUGUGAUAUUAAAAUAUCUUAACAUUAACUUUCUUUUUUAAUUAUUUCAGAGUGCCAUAAUAUAUAUGGCUUCAACAAUCAAAUCAGAACACAAUCGAAACCAAACAUUCACCCCUAAACUUUAUAAUAUUCCUACUACUGCUUACACUAAAUUCAUGGAUGGUUCUUAUCUUAUCUUUAUUUUCUUAAUUAUUUAUUUUGUUUUGGCAAAUUUGAUGUGUUAAUCGCUAAGAAAACCAUUAUUGUUGACCAAUAAAACGAUACGAUAUACAUAUGCAUCUUUUAUAAGAAAGGUGUUCAUAAUUCAAGGUGCAUUAAUUAGUUUGGCAGAUAUCAUAUUGAGCUAAACCUGUGAAAUUUUUUAACGAGAAUAAAAAGAGAUAUAACCAGACACUAUUGAUAUAUACGACCCAUCCAUUGCCCAUAAACACAAGAAAACAUACAAAAUACUGGUUAAUACGAACGAGACGUUUUUUGGUUUUCUGAUUAGUUAGCAACGUUGUCAAACCCGACGGAGAUGAGCAAGUCCUUCGCUACCAAAGUUGGUUAUUUAUUCGCUCCUACCUAGGGGCGGAUCUAGGACUAACCAGGAAUGCAUAAUUUUUUUCACUAUAUUUUAUAAUUAGAUGGGGGUACUGUCAUUUGAUUAAUCUCAAUUGCUGAAGAAAAAAAAAAUGAAUGAGACAGGGGCACAUGAGCCGUACGUCUCUUACUACGUCCGCCCCUGCAGUUGUACCCCUGAUAUCGUAACAUACGGGUUAUUCUUUUGUUAACUAAACGAAUAUUAGUCGACGGUGGUAAGCCGUUUUUUAUAUAUAAAAGAAUGGUGAUUAGAAAAUUUUCUCGAAGAUGUUAACCACACCUUUUAUUGUUAUAAACUUCAUCUUGUAAAAAAAUUAUGCCAUGGGUUGAUCCGGGGCAUGAUUUUACUUAUUCCAUGAUGAUAAUUUUAUUAACAAAUAUUCCAUCCGUUUCAUUUUAAUUAUAGGUUUAUCGACAGAAAUUAAAAAUAUGCGUCUGACGGGUUGUCACUAAUAGCGUUAAUAUAUCAGCGAGAAACAUUUUACUCUGACUUCAGCCACUGUAUAAACCAAUCAGGUGGAAUUUUUUUUAUUAAUUUUAUAUGUUUUACUCCAGCUACUGUUAAAUCAAAGGUAAAAUGACUCACUUUUUCCCUCAUAGUUAUGUGAGAGAAAAACAAUUAACGCUAGAUGUAACUCUUAUUUUUAUUGUAUUUUAUUAGUUUACUCUGAAACUUUUCCACCUUUUUACUCUACUUUAUUUACUCUUAUUUACUCUAGUAUUUACCAAUCACAACCUAUAUUUAAUUUUAUAUAUUUUCAAAAUAAAAACAUCAUUACCUAUACAUUUAACUAUAUUAUACCAAUAGAAAAAUAAAUUAAAAAAUAUUGUUAAUCAAUUUUAUAUUAAAAUUCUAAAACGACAUUUAUUUAGAAACGAAAAUUUUACUCUAGAACAAUAAUUAAACUUCAACGAAAAAAGUACAUACAAAUACAUAUAUAAUCUAAUUAAAUGAUGGUGGUUUAGUGGUUGAAGGAUUAAACUUACUUACGUCUUAGAUAGGCAAAUCUUUCCAUUUAUAUUUCAUUUGUAAUCAUGUUAAGUAUGAUUUCAAUCAUUUUUGGUUAUGCGUAAAUGUUUUUAGGCUUCGAGAUAUUAGUGUAGACUUGGGAUAUAAGAAUUGUUGGCUUCAAUAUAUAUUUUAAAACUUAUUUAGAAAUUUAGAUAUGCAUUAAGUAUUGUUUUUAUAAUAAAAACUGAAUCUCAGCUCAAAUAUCCUUAAUCGUAGAUUUUAUAAAUAUAUAUACACAUACAUAUACAAUAAUUUUGAACAAAAAACAUAUAUAUAUAUUAAAAACUGCAGAAAGAUAAGAAAUUAUUAUCUGGUAAUGGUUGGUGUAGUACUCCUGCAGGAAUUGAAGGAUCUUUCAAAUGAUGGGAGCACGAAAUAGUCGAUGUAGUUUAUGUCAUCUUCACGCGGAAGUGAAAGUCUUCAUUUGGACAAUGAAGAGUAUGAAAAAUCAUAAAAGAAUUUUCUUAAUCGGUAAAAAUGGUUUUGAAACCAAAUGAGUGACCAGCGUUUGCAACAUGUCUAAAAGAAGUCCAACGACAGAAAGAAUGUUUCACAACAAUCCAGAUCAUUCAUGUUCCCAUGACACAAAACACAAAGGCAAACAGUUUUGCACGAAAUGCUUGCAGCCAAUCACACCCUAUUCAGUCUUUAUUGACACGGAAUCUCAUGUUUGGUUAGCAUAAUUUUUUAAAAUUUGUUUAUGCUGAUGACAAAAAAAAAUACUAAACACAAAAAAAUUUUAAAAGAAUAAAGAUGAUAAUUGCCAGAACCAUCCAAACAAAAAAAAGGAAUCAAAUGAAAUAACCACCGAUAAAUUCUCAAGUGUAAAUUUUGCUAAAGACUCGUGAGAGUUAAGGCAUCUCCAAACCUAUAUUUUUUUUUUUAACUCCAAACUUCAUUUUGGAGUAAAAUCUUUUCCAGCUCCACUCCAUAUUCAACUCCAAAAUAGAGUAAUGACUUAUGUUACUCUAUUUAUUGAGUAAUCUUACACAUUCCUCUAUUUUGGAGUUAAACUAAUUUAUUUAUGAAAUAGUCCUUUUAAUUUUGAAUGUUUUUAUUUUAUACUUAAAUAAUAUUUAAAAUGAUACAAUAAUAUGAAAAUAUGAUAUUACAAAAUAUAUUCCACAAAAUAAAUUUAAUAACUUUACAUAAAAGAUGACUAAACUAAUAAAAAUCAAAACUAAACAUAAAUAAUAGAAAAUAAAUAUAAUAGAAAAUAAGUGAUUUAAUAAUCCGGUAAAUUGCUUUUAGAACUACCAAGAUCGGUGAAGUAUUAUUCAAACAUAAUAGAUGAGUUUGUUUAUCUUGUGGGUCAACAUUUCGAUUUGAUAUUAUUUGUACUUGUUGAGCUUGAUAUAUGCACAAACAUUUGGAUCAUGUCUGAAAUUCAAAUUACAAAACAAAAUUUUGUUUCCUUCUUUAUGUUUUUUUUAAUGCAUAAUUUUGUUUUUGAAUUAGUAAAACUACCUAUGAUAAAAAAAUUGCACCAAUUGAAGUUGGAAGUCAAAGAUAAAAAAUCUCAUUGUUCAUUACGAAAUAUAUUAGUUGAUCAUUUGAGGGAAAAUAUUCUAAUGCUUAUUACUAAAACAAAAUAUGAUAUCUUAUAUAUUUUAUGAUUUCUUGUAUUUUUAAUAAUAAAUGUUUAAUUUAAAAUAAAUAUAUAUAUUUUAUGGAAGUUUGUAGACAUAAUAUAGUGGAGGUUAAUUGUUAAAAUUUUAUAGGUUGAAGUUAUUACUAAAUUAUUAACUAAAUAAAAAGGGAAUCAUUUGAAAAUAUUUCUUUGUGAAGUAAAAAAAAUGGAGUAAUACAUUGGAGUAAAUUUCAACUUUAUUUUAGAGUUACACUAUUUUGAAAUUAAAAAAUAGAGUAAUACAUCGAAAUCGAAGAUGUUCUUAGUAAAACAAAACACAAUUGGAAUUGUUAACUUGAGGAUGUUAUAAUUGAGGAUGUUAUAAAAGCAUUUUCAAUGUAAAAUUUUAUUUUUUCUUUUAAAAUAGAGUAAAAGAGAAAAUGAAGUAAAAUUGUUCUAAUCUAACUUCAAAUAUCAUUUCAUAAUGGAAAACUGAACAAACAAAAAAUAAAUUACUUUAUUUAUAGAGUAAAUUUAAUUAUAGAAUAAAAUAUGAAGUUGGAUUAAAACAUUUUUUACUCUAAAAUUAAUUUCACUCUAUUUUAAAAUAAAAAAUAGAAUAAGGUUAGAGAUGCCCAGAUAAAAUUUAAAGUUAGGAUAGAAUUAAACAACAUUAUUUAUGUAACUUUUGUCUUACACUAUUUAUGUUUUUGUGUGCGCUAAAUUAAACUUAUAUAUAUAGUUUAUUUUUCCAACUUGUAUAUAUUACAAAACAACAGUGAUUUUUUUUGGGGUCAAACUCAAAACAACAGUGAUAAAAGUCAUAAAACAGGGCAAGAGAAAGAAAAUCAACAACACUUAUCUGCAGGCCACCUUUGUCUUUUUUAAAUAAUUUUAAAUAUGAGAAAUUCAAAUAACUAAAAAUCACCCACUUUCAGUUUUUCUAUUAUAUUUAUUGUUUAUGAGUUCCUUUUGGUUUAUUAGUAUUUCUCCCAUUGGAUUCCAGCUAAAAACACAAAUUUCUAUAUAUGCCACAAAAUAUUACUUUCUCCAAGUUAAAAAUAUAAAUUUAUUGUGAGGUGUAUAAUAAUAACGCAAAUAAAUUUCCUUUUCACGAAAUUUUUUUAUUUUCGAGAUUACUUAAUUUAUUCAGUAUUAAAUUAUAAACGAUCAGGAAAAAGUUAGGAAGGAAUGAACUCAAAGCCUGAAACAAAAUCUAUUAAAAUACGUAAUGUUUUUUAAAUCUUGAUAUUUCCAAAUUCAUAAUCAAAUAUAGUCAUUUUUUUUCUUUCUAAACCACACAACAUAAAUAAAUCUAAUUUCCUCCACUUUCCUCUCAAGCACUUCCUAAUUUAAUUCUUAUAAUUUCCAGUCUUUAUUUUUUUAUAAAUAAAAAGAAAAUAUUUUAUGGAUGAAUUUCUUCAUCUUUGAAUUUUUAUCUUGUAUCCUUUAAAAAAAAAUAUUCUUGUUGUUUUGAAAAUAAAAUAAUAUUCUUGUUCUUACUUUUGUAUUUGCUUAUUUAAUUUGUUGAAUGGUUCAGGCUUUGGAUUUAGAAAAUUAAAUCUUCUUAUAUCCCCAAUUUAUUUAAAGUUUGUCAAUUACAAGAAAGAAAGAAAAAAAUUAUUCGUUCUUGAUAUGGAGACUACCAGAGAAGUUGUUAAGACAACCGGCGGCAUCGACGGUGGCCUUACGGUAGUGAGAUCCAACGCGCCGUCGGAGUUCCAUAUAGCUCCAAAGUCAGAAACUUCAAAUCCACGUCCAACCUCCGUCGCUCCUUCACUUCAACCGCCUCAAAACUCCUUUGCUUCGACCGGGCCGCCGCCGGCAACAGAAGGUUUUUCCACCAGACAGAUGAAGAAGAAACGUGGACGCCCUAGGAAGUACGGACACGACGGAGCGGCGGUGACGUUAUCGCCGAAUCCAAUAUCUUCAGCCGCACCAACGACUUCUCACGUCAUCGACUUCUCGGCAGCUGAGAAACGUGGCAGAGUGAAACCAGCAACUGAAAGGUCCUUCGUCAGGACAAAGUACCAAGUCGAGAACUUAGGUGAAUGGGCUCCUUCCUCUGCCGGCGCUAAUUUCACGCCGCAUAUAAUUACGGUCAACGCAGGCGAGGACGUAACGAAGAGGAUAAUAUCGUUUUCUCAACAAGGGUCUCUCGCUAUUUGCGUUCUCUGCGCUAACGGUGUCGUUUCAAGUGUUACACUUCGUCAGCCUGAUUCAUGUGGUGGUACAUUGACAUACGAGGGUCGAUAUGAGAUACUAUCACUGUCGGGAUCAUUCAUGCCAAUCGACUCGGACGGGACACGGAGCAGAACAGGAGGAAUGACAGUGUCAUUAGCUUGUCCUGAUGGACGUGUAGUAGGAGGUGGAGUCGCUGGCUCGCUGGUUGCAGCCACUCCUAUCCAGCUGGUCGUAGGAAGUUUCAUAGCUGGAACAAACCAGCAACAUCAGAAUCCAAAGAAUCAAAACCACAGCUUCACGCCGUCUCCAAUACCAACCAUUCGUCCCACGUCAUCUUCUCUCCAGAUGGACACCACCUCUAGAUUCUAAUCCACAACACAAGCCCUCUCAUGACUUUCACACCACCUUAACUUGACCUCUUCCUUGGUUUUGUAACUUAGGAUUGUUUUUUCAACUUUUUUUAUUCGGUUUCUUGAAUGUAGUAGUAAUAGAAGUUGAAUCAAUGAUUAGAACCUUCAACCCAA
Messenger RNA from Brassica rapa (field mustard), 6959 nucleotides. RefSeq names its product AT-hook motif nuclear-localized protein 2. The record is from RefSeq and is a predicted model, not a curated record. Gene Ontology annotation, molecular function: minor groove of adenine-thymine-rich DNA binding. Lineage: Eukaryota; Viridiplantae; Streptophyta; Magnoliopsida; Brassicales; Brassicaceae.